Molecule: messenger RNA, 9006 nt
Organism: Dromaius novaehollandiae (emu)
Lineage: Eukaryota; Metazoa; Chordata; Aves; Casuariiformes; Dromaiidae
Gene: TNRC6B
Product: trinucleotide repeat containing adaptor 6B
Exons: 27
Coding region: 496-5973 (1825 amino acids)
Biological process (GO): positive regulation of nuclear-transcribed mRNA poly(A) tail shortening; miRNA-mediated post-transcriptional gene silencing
Cellular component (GO): P-body; nucleoplasm
Molecular function (GO): nucleic acid binding
Source: RefSeq, a predicted model, not a curated record
UUUUUGGAGGGGGGCCAGUUAUCGCAUCUUGUUCGCGUUCGUUUUCUGGGUUCGCGUUCCCCCGGCGGGCAGGCGGGCGGAGCCGCCCCCGGCACUGAGAAGAAGGGGGCUCAGCGCACCGCGGCGGCGCCUCAGCGGAAGAAGAUUGAAGGCCAAAAACCUAAUUAAUGGAUGAAAGCAUAAGAAGUAAAGUUGCAAAACAAAGGGUUGAUAAUUUUUAGAUAGCUUGACAGAGAAUUAGGAAACAGAUGGUAUAAUAAUAUCAUGAUGCCUGUUGGAGGGGAGCCCUGUAAAUGAUCCAGUUCUGUGCACCUGCAAUACUGUGGUGUUCCUACAGAGGCAGCUUAUGUGAGGCCACCAGAAAGGAGGCGCUUGCUGGUUUCGUUUUUGCACUGAAUGUAGCCAGGACGGAUCCUUGUGGGCUUUGGCAGCCCUUGGAAACUGUCAAAGGCAGUAUUUUGCAUUUCUGCAGAGUUUUGCACAGAUCCUGUUCCCAUGCAAACUGAUGAGGGAGAAAUACUGGAGGAAGGCAGUCCCAAGGUCAGUGAGAUGGAACAUGAGGAUUUUGUAAUGGAAGGGCAUGGCAAGACUCCACCUCCUGGUGAAGAAAACAAACAAGAGAAGGAGCAAGAAAGGGAAGAACAGUUAAUGGAAGACAAGAAAAGGAAAAAAGAGGAUAAGAAAAAGAAGGAAUCUGCUCAGAAGGUCACAGAUCAAAAAACCAAAGUGCCCGAAGUGACGAAACCAAGUUUAAGCCAACCAGUGGCUGCCAGCCCAAUUGGCAACUCUCCAUCGCCACCAGUCAAUGGUGGCAACAAUGCCAAAAGGGUGGCAGUGCCGAACGGACAACCGCCAAGCGCCGCCCGCUACAUGCCUCGGGAGGUGCCGCCGCGAUUCCGUUGCCAGCAGGACCACAAAGUGUUACUGAAACGUGGGCAGCCCCCUCCGCCAUCCUGUAUGCUUCUUGGGGGUGGAGCAGGGCCUCCUCCCCCAACAGCACCAGGCGGAAACCCAAACAACGCACAACCAGUGACAGGAGCACUGCUGCAGAGUGACAGUGGGACUGCAACAGAUUCAGCAAUUGGAGGUGCUGCUGCUUCAAAUUAUGCAAAUUCCACUUGGGGUCCUGGAGCCUCCUCCAACAGCGGCACCAACGCCAACCCAACUCACAUCUGGGACAAGGUGAUUGUAGACGGGUCUGACAUGGAAGAGUGGCCUUGUAUUGCCAGCAAAGAUGCUGAGUCUUCUUCCGAAAACACCACCGAUAACAACAGUGCCUCGAACCCUGGCUUGGAGAAGAACGCUCUGCCAGGAAGCACCACUAGUAACAAAGGAAAAGGAAGCCAGUGCCAGUCUGGAAGCGCUGGAAACGAAUGUAAUCUUGGGGCCUGGAAAUCUGAUCCCAAGGCUAAAUCUGUUCAAUCUUCCAACCCUGCUGCCGAGAGUAACAAUGGACUAGGAAACUGGAGGAACUUGAGUGGGCAAGAUAGAAUUGGUCCUGGUUCUGGCUUCAGCAACUUUAACCCAAAUAGCAACCCAUCUGCUUGGCCGGCACUGGUUCAAGAGGGCAGUUCUAGGAAAGGGACUUUGGAGUCUGAUAGUGGUAGCUCCAAUGCACAGAUUAGCACAGUAGGUCAGACCUCUAGGGAACAGCAGUCAAAGAUGGAAAAUGCGGGUGUUAACUUUGUCUCUGGCAGAGAACAGGCUCAAAUUCAUAACACUGAUGGACCAAAAAAUGGAAACACUAACUCCUUGAACUUAAGUUCACCAAACCCUAUGGAGAAUAAGGGAAUGCCCUUUGAAAUGGGCUUGGGGAACCCUUCCAGGAGCACUGACACCCCUUCACAAAGCACUGGAGAAAGAAAGACUGGGAGUGUUGGGUCUUGGGGUACAGCUAGGGGGUCUUCUGGAACUGACACAGUCUCUGGACAGAGCAAUUCUGGAAACCACGGGAACAAUGGAAAGGAUAGAGAGGACUCCUGGAAAGGAGCUUCUGUUCAAAAACCUAAUGGGUCAAGAAGUGAUUCUUGGGAUAACAAUAACCGGUCUACGGGUGGUGGGUCUUGGAACUUUGGCCCUCAGCAUGCAAAUGAAAGCAAAUGGGGCGAAGGGAACAAAUUGACAUCUGGGGUCUCUCAGGGAGAAUGGAAACAGCUGUCUGGAUCUGAUGAACUGAAGAUUGGAGAAUGGAGUGGUCCAAACCAACCAAAUUCUAGCACUGGAGCAUGGGACAAUCAAAAAGGCCAUCCUCUUCCUGAAAACCAAGGCAAUUCCCAGGCUCCCUGUUGGGGAAGAUCUUCCAGCUCUGCAGGAAGUGAGGUUGGAGGUCAAAGCACUGGAAGCAACCACAAAGCAGGAAGCAGUGACAGUCACAAUUCUGGACGCCGAUCAUAUAGGCCUACGCAUCCUGAUUGCCAGGCAGUCUUGCAGACUCUGCUGAGCAGGACUGAUUUGGACCCCCGAGUGCUUUCAAACACUGGCUGGGGCCAAACUCAAAUUAAGCAAGAUACCGUAUGGGAUAUUGAAGAGAUGCCACGGCCCGAGGGGAAGUCUGAUAAAGGAACUGAGGGGUGGGAGAGCUCUGCCACACAGACAAAGAACUCAGGGGGCUGGGGCGAUGUACCCAGCCAAAGCAAUCAAAUCAAGUCUGGAUGGGGUGAGCUCUCAACCCCAACAGAGUGGAAGGACCCCAAAAAUACUGGAGGAUGGAAUGACUAUAAGAGCCCUAAUUCUUCUAAUUGGGGAGGGGGAAGACCAGAAGAAAAAUCAUCUUCCUCUUGGAAUGACAGCUCUAGUAAGGAACAGGGGUGGGGUGGGCGGCAACCUAAUCAAGGAUGGUCUUCUGGAAAGAACGGUUGGGGAGAGGAAGUUGACCAAACAAAAAACAGUAACUGGGAAAGUGCAGGAAACAAGCCAGCAUCUGGUUGGGGUGAAGGUGGGCAAAAUGAGAUUGGAACUUGGGGUAAUGGUGCAAAUGCAAGCGCUGCUUCGAAGGGUGGAUGGGAUGAUUGUAAAAGAACUUCAACAUGGAAUGAGACGGGUCGACAGCCCAACUCCUGGAACAAGCAGCAGCAACCGCACCAGCAGCAACAGCAGGAGGCUUCUGGCUCCUGGGGUCCACUGCCACAAACCCCAAGUAAUGGGCGACCUCCAAACCCAAACUGGAACAGCGGACCACAGCCAGCUGCCCCCAAAGAUGAGGAACCUAGUGGCUGGGAAGAACCUUCUCCGCAGUCAAUCAGUCGGAAAAUGGAUAUUGAUGAUGGCACUUCAGCAUGGGGAGAUCCUAGCAGUUACAACUACAAGAAUGUGAACCUGUGGGACAAGAACUCGCAAGGAGGACAGGCCCCACGGGAGCAGAGCCUGCCUACUCCAAUGACUAGCAAAUCACAAGCAUCAGUCUGGAGCAAAAGCACUCCACCUGCUCCAGAUAAUGGUACGUCCGCCUGGGGUGAGCCAAAUGAAACCAGUCCCGGGUGGGGUGAAGUAGAUGAUACAGGAGCAUCGACAACAGGCUGGGGGAAUGCACCUUCCAACGCCCCGAAUGCCGUGAAAUCUAGUUCUAAAUCUAUGCAAGAUGGCUGGGGAGAGAGUGAUGGGCCAGUGACAGGAACACGUCAUUCCAGCUGGGAAGAGGAGGAGGAGGGAGGAGUCUGGAACACAGCAGGCUCUCAGGGAAGCAGUUCCUCCCACAACUCAACAAGCUGGGGGCAAGGAGGAAAGAAAACACAAAUUAAGUGCUCAUUAAAAGGAGGAAAUAGCGAUUCAUGGAUGAACCCUUUAUCCAAACAGUUUUCAAAUAUGGGAUUGCUAAGUCAAACUGAGGACAUUCCAGGCAGUAAGAUGGACUUGUCUGUAGGUGGUCUCCCAGAUAAGAAGUUUGAUGUAGAUAAACGAGCCAUGAAUCUGGGAGAUUUUAAUGACAUAAUGAGAAAGGAUCGAUCUGGGUUCCGUCCACCUAAUUCCAAAGACAUGGGAACCACAGAUAGUGGGCCUUAUUUUGAGAAGGGUGGCAAUCAUGGUUUGUUUGGAAACAGCACAGCACAAUCGAGAGGCAUGCACACACCAGUGCAGCCACUAAAUCCUUCCCCCAAUAUCCGGGCGCAAGUGCCUCCCCAGUUUCUUUCCCCCCAGGUUUCGGCCUCCAUGCUCAAGCAGUUUCCCAACAGUGGCUUGAAUCCAGGUCUUUUCAAUAUGGGGCCGCAGCUUUCUCCACAACAGAUUGCCAUGCUGAGCCAGCUUCCACAGAUUCCCCAAUUUCAAUUAGCAUGUCAGCUCCUUCUUCAGCAGCAGCAGCAGCAGCAGCAGCAGCUGUUACAGAGCCAGAGGAAGUUAACUCAAGCUGUGCGACAACAGCAAGAGCAACAGAUUGCUCGUAUGGUGAGUGCCCUCCAGCAGCAGCAGCAGCAGAGACAGCCUGGAAUGAAGCAUUCACCAUCCCACCCUGUUGGGCCUAAGCCUCAUUUAGACAGCAUGGUACCCAAUCCUUUGAAUGUGGGUCUCUCAGAUUUACAGACCAAAGGGCAAAUACCUGGAUACGGUUCAGGCUUUGGCUCAAGUGGCAUGGAUUAUGGCAUGGUGGGAGGGAAAGAGGCUGGAACAGAAUCCCGUUUUAAACAGUGGACUAUGAUGGAAGGGCUGCCCUCUGUGGCUUCACAAGAUGCCAAUAUGCACAAAAAUGGUGCAAUAGUGCCCUCUGGAAAGGCUCGUGGAGGAUCGCCCUACAACCAGUUUGACAUAAUCCAGGGCGACCCACUAGGUAGCCAUGCAGGCCCUACUGGUGAUAGUUGGUUACCUGCCAAAUCUCCACCAACAAACAAGAUUGGAAGCAAAUCCAGCAACGCCAGCUGGCCUCCAGAGUUCCAACCAGGAGUGCCAUGGAAAGGUAUACAAAACAUUGACCCUGAAUCUGACCCCUAUGUGACCCCUGGAAGUGUGCUGGGGGGGACAGCCACAUCUCCCAUUGUAGAUACUGACCACCAACUUCUGCGGGACAACACCACAGGGUCUAAUUCUUCCCUCAACACCUCGCUGCCUUCACCUGGUGCCUGGCCCUACAGUGCCUCUGACAAUUCCUUCACCAACGUUCAUAGCACUUCAGCAAAAUUCAGUGAUUACAAAUCAACAUGGUCCCCAGAUCCCAUAGGACACAAUCCCACUCAUCUCUCCAACAAGAUGUGGAAAAACCAUAUUUCCUCAAGGAACACUACAGGGCUGCCCCGCCCACCUCCUGGCCUGACCAACCCCAAACCAUCAUCUCCAUGGAACAGCACAGCAGCCCGAUCGGUCAGGGGCUGGGGGGCACAAGACUCAAGGCUUGCCUCUGGUGAGAAGAAUCACCUGCUAUCACCAUUGAUCAGAGCUGAGGAGUCUUCUACUUGGAGUGAUGGUGGCUCAGUUCGUCCUAGCUACUGGCUGGUUCUUCACAAUCUCACUCCACAGAUCGAUGGGUCAACCUUGAGGACGAUCUGCAUGCAGCAUGGCCCACUGCUGACAUUCCAUCUGAACCUGACCCAGGGCACCGCCCUUAUCCGAUACAACACCAAACAGGAGGCGGCCAAGGCCCAGACUGCACUGCACAUGUGUGUGUUGGGAAACACUACCAUCCUGGCUGAGUUUGCCACAGAUGAAGAGGUUAGUCGCUUUCUGGCACAAGCUCAGCCCCCUACACCUGCAGCAACCCCAAGUGCACCCACAGCAGGCUGGCAAUCCCUGGAGACAGGACAGAACCAGACAGAUCCAGUUGGACCUGCUUUGAAUCUUUUUGGUGGGUCAACAGGGCUUGGGCAGUGGAGCAGUGGUGGCGGCGGCGGCAGCAGUGGGGGUGAUCUCACUGGCGCUUCGUUGUGGGGGCCCCCAAACUAUUCUUCAAGCUUAUGGGGGGUCCCAAGUGUAGAGGAUCCACACAGAAUGGGCAGCCCUGCUCCCUUACUACCUGGAGACCUUCUGGGAGGAGGGUCGGAUUCAAUCUGAACUUAGAACUUUCAACUCUGACCUCGUGACCUUUUUUGGAACAGCAGCAGCACUAACUUGACCUUUUCGUUUUUUUCAACUUGCAAUAAAUACAUUUAUAAAAGGAAAAAAGAAAACGGAGAGAGAAAAAAAGGUGGGUCAUUGACAGACUGUCUGAGCACAUAGUUGCCUCCCUUAUAUAACUUCAGUUUUUUCGUUUGGAAUAUGAAUCCAAAAAGAGAACAUAUCACUCUUGAAAUACUUGAAUCAUGAACGCCAACUUAGAAAGACAAUGUGAAGCAAGUACACAUACCAUUUAAAUUUAAACACAAAAAAUUAAAAAAAUUAGUUUCUAGUUUUUCACUUUUUCAUGUUAUACGGAAGUUGUUGCUAAGAAACAUAUAUACUGAAAAAAUAGCUUUUUAACUUUGUUUGCACUGGGUGUGUUUCCGUCCUUAGGUCUACCAUGUUGGGUUGGGGCAGGGGGUGGGGUACAAAAGAAAAAAGGGGUGGGGGGGAGGGGAAGACUUGACGGAGCCUCACUUUAAAAAACAAAAAAUUAAAAAAAAAAUACACAAAAAAAGGAAAAAAAACAAAACAAAAAACCAACACUUUGUGAUUGGCUGGUUGAAAAGUACCAGUGUGUUCUGGCACAUGUAACUGCCCACGUGUGCUUGUUUCUGUGUGAGUGCGUGUGCACAUGUUUGUGUGUGUGCAUUUUUUCUCUAUAUAUAUAAUCUUGAAACGCUGCAUUGCUGAUGGUCUACGGGCUGGCUGGCCACCUGCAUGUCUUGAUUCUGAAAACAAGACAGGCAUGGUGGAGUGAGUCCCUGUGGCUGAAGCAGAAUCCAGUUGGGCUGGAUUAAAAUUUGUCAGUAGGUUUUUGUUUUUGUUUGUUUUUAAUUCAUUUUAGCAGGGUGCUAUCUGAAGUUUGCAGAUCAUACUGAGUGGGUAGUUGCUUCCUAGCCCUUGUUCUAACCCUGUGGUAGAGCAGAACACUGCCAUAUCCAAAGGAUUUGGUGAGAGGGGAGCCAAUGUUGUCAUUUGAGUAGCAGUGUAUUUAUUUAUUUAUGUCUGCAUGUGGGGUUUUUGUACUGAGUGAACCCUAGAAUGUUUGUUAUAUAAUGCAAGCCAUUUUUUUUCUUCCGAAGAGGGGAAAAGAGGAGAAUAGAAGACAUUGCCAUUUUUUGUGCGGCUAAGACAAACGUUCUUAUUCAGUUUCUUGCAAGCUUCAGUACCUUUAAAAAAAAUGAGUGUCUCGUUGCUCCCCUAAACCUAUAAAUAGGCACCCAUAUUCAUUCUCGAAGAAUCCAUCAAAAGCCUGAAAUUCCAGCCCAACCAAAUUAGCCUUUCAAUUGAUUGAUUGCUUGUAUUAAAACUGACAAAACUAAAAUAUGUCAGCAAAUUGCUGGCCUGCCUCAUCUCCUGAAAGCACAUGCAGCUAACUCCCUUCUGCGUCCUUCAUGGUGAGCGUUACCUGUGCCAGGCCUUGGUGUAUUACAGCACCAGACCAUCACUGACAGAAACGUUUACUUACGAAUGUUCUUAAACCAGUGUGUACUUCAAAAACGUUUCCUUUUGUUUCUGUGUUGUGUUUUUUCCUGUGUACGUGAUUUUGCUUAGGCAGGUAUAUAACUAGCAAAGACUUUUUUUUUUUAAAAGUAUUGCACCUUUUGUUUUUUGUUUUUACUUUUUCUGUACUGUUGCUUUUUAAUUUCUGUAUUUAAGGAAAAGUUUGGGGGUUGGGGUUUUUUGUUUUGUUUUCUUUUUUUUUUUUAAUUAUUUUUAGCAUCAGUGUAGUAGUACUCUGGGCAGGAUAGGGAUGACCUAUAAUCCACAGUGAUAGCCAGUGUGUGCGUGCAUGUGUGCGCUGGGAACAAAACUUUUAACACUGCUUGCUGCGAAAAGAGUUGUAGCAGACUUGAAGGGACAUCCAUUUACACAAAGCAGGAAGAUUAUUUUUUGGAGGGGGGCUGGAAGAGGAGGGAAAAGAGAUGCCGGUACUUUUUUUCCAUAAGUGCUAGCACUUCCGUGUAGUGUUGUCUAGCUGUUAUACUGUCUAACAUAAAGUGCCGACAUUCUGUACCAGCAAAUACCUAUCCAUUCCAACCCUCGGUGGGAGCAGUUCUCUGUUUUUAUUAUCUGUAGGGGAGGGAGGAUAGGGGAGUCUUUCUCUUCAGCAUCUUCAUUGAAGGAUACAGUAAUGUCUAAUACAUUUAACUCUAAGCACGGGCUGCGUGGGGAGAAGCAAAGGCAAAUUCAGUUAAUGCAGGGUUGUGUGUGUGCGUGUGUGUGUGUGUAUGCUUGUGUGUUGGGGUGGGGGGAAGGGCUAGGGAGUUCUGUGGUUUUUUUUAAUUCAUCCUAUCUAUGUAAAACCCAGUGUCACAAGGAAGACUGACUGAGGGAAAUGCUGCAUUUACACAUGCCUGUAGAUUUGUAUGCAAAGUGUUAUGUGACAAAAAGUUCUGAGUAGGUUUGUAUUUGUUUAGUAAACUGGAGUGUGCAGCAUACUCUGGCUCCUUUUGAAUAUACUUUUUUUAUCAUGUCUUCAUCCCACCGUGCACAGUGAAACAAAAUGUUCUCUUCCAACUCCUGCUAGUUAGUUCCCCUCCCAUGCACACAUGCAUAAAGCUUUGUUUCUGGUAGCCUCUGCUUGAAGACCAGCCAAGCUCCAAUAUGCAGAGUAGGUUUUCAAAAGUCCUGUGCCAGCAGUACUUCCUAGGGAAGCACCUUUGGCCUGAGUAAGCCAGUAUCUGUUCUGUCACAUGGUUUGCUAUACAUGCUGGUUCAUUGCUGUGUUCCACCCUCACUUCUCUCUCCCAACCUGCCCUAAGGUUCCUUUUCCUGCACUUUGGGUUAGUUGAGUUCAUUGCGAUACUACGGUGAAAGCCGGGUGCUAGAGCCCCUCUUGUUUACAAGACAUAAUGAGGGAUUUGAAAUAUUUAAAAAGAAAAGCUAAAUUGUUCUUCCAUUAUAAGCUUAAAGGGAAAAAAAAAUUAAAACGUACAAAAAAAAAAAAGACCAAAAAGUGCAUAUAUAUAUUUUAGAUGAAGA